AGUGUGGUAGCCACAAGUUGAGGAACACACUCUCAAUAUAAUCCUCCUGUGUUAUCAUUUCUCAUCCACCCGGUUCUCUCGAUCUUGGUCACUGUAGAACAACAUACACACACAGAGACAAAGAAACCUUAUUUCAAUGGAAUCUGUUCUGAGCCACGUUGGUGCAGGUUUCUGCCAUGGCAUAACCCCAUUGAAAAGGGGAAUUACAGCUACCCAUUUCAACCCUAGUUCCUUCAGUGGUGGUGUUGAUUGCAGGAAACCAAGGCGUGUGGUGCUGGUGAAAGCAGAAGCAGAGGGUGUUGGCAUAAACCCAGAUAUCAGGAAGACUGAAGCGAAAGUGGUUGACUCUGUUGUGAUCACUGAACUUGCCAAGCCCCUCACUGCUUAUUGCAGAUGUUGGAGAUCAGGGACUUUUCCACUUUGUGAUGGAAGCCAUGUAAAGCACAACAAAGCCACUGGGGAUAAUGUUGGACCUCUUCUUUUGAAAAAAUAAAAUUGUGAUGAUUUUAGCUUGUGAUAUUUAAGAAAUAAAAUUUGCAAUCCAUGCUUUUUGUGGACGAGACUUGGUGCAUGUUUGGAUACAAAUUGAGUGUAAUGUGAACAAUUCACUUUUUACAACAUCCGUUUGCUCUUAUGAUAACGAAUAUCCAAACAUAGCCUUCUUGAA
Messenger RNA from Lotus japonicus, 667 nucleotides. Its product is annotated as CDGSH iron-sulfur domain-containing protein NEET. Gene Ontology annotation, cellular component: intracellular membrane-bounded organelle; mitochondrial outer membrane. The transcript is spliced from 2 exons. Bases 137 to 493 code for a protein of 118 amino acids. Gene Ontology annotation, molecular function: 2 iron, 2 sulfur cluster binding. Gene Ontology annotation, biological process: regulation of autophagy. NCBI's taxonomy places the organism in Eukaryota, Viridiplantae, Streptophyta, Magnoliopsida, Fabales, Fabaceae. The record is from RefSeq and is a predicted model, not a curated record.